Pieris brassicae (large cabbage white) is the source of this 770-nucleotide messenger RNA. It is a transcript of the gene Time, whose product is annotated as superoxide dismutase [Cu-Zn] 5-like. The record is from RefSeq and is a predicted model, not a curated record. Gene Ontology annotation, molecular function: copper ion binding; superoxide dismutase activity. Gene Ontology annotation, biological process: removal of superoxide radicals. NCBI's taxonomy places the organism in Eukaryota, Metazoa, Arthropoda, Insecta, Lepidoptera, Pieridae. The coding region runs from base 19 to 624 and encodes 201 amino acids. The transcript is spliced from 5 exons.
GACCUGAGCGAGAUCAAUAUGGUAGCGUAUUUGUUAGCUGUGUUCGUGUUGCUGUGUGCUGUGUCAGCCGAAAAUCAAAAACUAGUCGCGAAAGUAUUUCUAACAGAACCACUGCGGAAAAAUAACAUCCAAGGCAACAUCACAUUUACACAAGUCGAUGAGCACAAAGUUCAUGUGGAAGGUGUGGUAAUUGGUCUACCAGCUGGUCGCUAUGGCUUCCACGUUCAUGAGAAGGGGGAUCUAUCAGGAGGGUGUGCCUCUGCUGGGCCCCAUUUUAACCCUGAAAAGAAACAACACGGCCAUCCGAACGACAACAACCGUCAUGUCGGUGACUUGGGCAACGUAGUCUUUAAUGAAGAUUCCGUGGCUACAAUCGAUUUUACGGACACCAUGAUCGCUCUGUAUGGCCCUCACUGCAUUCUGGGAAGGUCUAUUGUCCUACAUGAAAGUGAUGAUGACUAUGGAAGAACUGAUCAUCCCGAUUCCAAGACGACUGGAAAUGCUGGUGGACGUGCCGCUUGUGGUGUUGUUGGAAUUGUUGAUCACGUGACCCCGGGGAACUCCAGUGGAACCAUCAGUGCUUCUAUCUUCUUGAUAGCAUCCAUACUUACUCUAAUUAUGUAAUAAAUUAGUUUUAAACAGAGUUGUAAGAAUAGUAUUCAUAGAAUUUACAAGCUAUGUAGCGUAAACAUUUCCGAAAAACAGUGAAAAUUAUAAUUAACACUAUGCAUACUAUAAAAUGCUUGUAUAAUACAUUGUAUUACCUAUGA